Messenger RNA from Thunnus maccoyii (southern bluefin tuna), 1759 nucleotides. RefSeq names its product caspase-8-like. Lineage: Eukaryota; Metazoa; Chordata; Actinopteri; Scombriformes; Scombridae. Bases 398 to 1573 code for a protein of 391 amino acids. Gene Ontology annotation, biological process: regulation of apoptotic process; proteolysis. The transcript has 6 exons. The record is from RefSeq and is a predicted model, not a curated record. Gene Ontology annotation, molecular function: cysteine-type endopeptidase activity.
CAUACAUAGACACAUAAAAAGAGGCAGAUAGUCAAAUACCAUAGUUGAAAACAACACAAUAACAACUUAAAGGUUUCUGCAGACUGAAGUUACAGUUUAUAAUGUCUCCCUUUCAACAACACGUCAUAUUUAAUCUCAAAUAGUAAUUAUACCCUGUCCUUCUAUACAGGUGUUUCUUUCUGAUCAUUUUCAUACUUGUUUUGUAGGUUAUUUUUAAACUUUUUUAAAAAACUAACAUAAGUGUCGUAAAUGUCUUCAGUUCCUCACUACAGCUGUUCAAAGAAUAAGUCAUCACCGACCUUUAAGUUUUAAAAACGAAAGCAAACUGCCAGUUUUCUUUUUACGGGCACCUGAACAGGUAUUUCCACCGACAAGGCAAAACGUCUGACAAUUCAUCAUGUCAGCCAAAGACACAGUGAGACGUAAUAAAACAGCCAUUCUAGAGACUUUGUGUGGAGACCAAAAGCUGAUCCUCAACAAGGUUUAUGAGAAGAAACUUAUAACUCUGCGUGAGUACAACAACCUUAAAAGCAUCAACAGAGAAGAUGUAGAGGGGCACGUCAUUGCACUUGUGGAUAAGAUCAUGGAUAAAGGAGAGGACACCUGCCGAGACUUCCUGAACCUCCUGCAAACCGAUGAGGACGUGAAGACGACUUUCCCAGACUUGAAGAACAUACAAAAGAAUGACACCUGCCGUUUACCUUUGCCUGUCCAAGCAACUCGUUCAGUUAACAGUGAUGGUCCUUCACAAGAGAGCAAAAGGCGGAAGGAGGACGACCAGUAUCAGUUGAACGGCCAUCCUGUCGGCCUCUGUGUGAUCAUAAACAACGAGAAUUUCAUGGAUGGCAGAGUGAGAAGAGGAACCGACAAAGAUGCUCGAAGUUUGGCAGAGGUGUUCAGCUGGCUGGGCUUCAGAGUGCUGAUGUGUAAAGAUCAAACCAGGGACCAGAUGGAUCGUGCACUGAAAGUCUUUGCCUCUCUGGACGACGUCUCUCAGCUGCAGGAGUUCAACGUAGAGGAGUGGUCUGGCAGUGGAUUCACUGGUCUUCAGGAGGCUCCUAAACAUGGCGAUGCCUUCAUCUGCUGUGUUCUGAGUCACGGAUUACUGGGUGUUGUUUCAGGGACUGAUUGCGAGCACCUCUCCAUUAAACAAAUGACUACAACAUUCAAGGCGACAGAUCACUCAGCUCUCACUGGCAAGCCCAAAGUGUUCCUGAUCCAGUCCUGCCAGGGGGAGGAUCCACAGCCAGGAGUGUUAUCACCAGAUCUGCAGGCUGACGAUUCUGAAUCAAUGUUCAUCCCUCGGGAAGCCGAUUUUCUGGUUGCCAUUGCCACUGUUGAAGAUUAUGUAUCAAUGAGACAUAUAAUUGAUGGGAGCUGGUUUAUCCAGUCUGUGUGUCAGCAGUUAAAGGAGGGCUGUCUGAGGGGUGAGGACGCCGUCACAAUCCUUCACCGUGUCAACAGUGAAGUAAGCCAGAAAGAGGGCUCCCGUAACCUAGGUAAAGCCAAGCAGAUGCCUGAAGUUAGGUUCACGCUGAGGAAGAAACUUGUGUUGUCACCACAUGACAACUGAAGCUUCAUCUCCACAAAUCUUGCAAACACAUUAUGUCUCAUGUCUUAAAUUAGGCAUGUGUUUUCUUAAAAUUGAUCUUUUAUCUUUCUUUGUCACUGUAAAGCUUUUAUUUUUUAAUCAUCACAUUGAAUCAUUGCCUUUUAAAUUGUAGGCCUAUAUUGUUUUAAUAAACCUUUUAACUUUGAA